GUCUUCUUCAGCUGCACUCAAACAAAAGCCACUCAACCGCUACUUAUUUUCAAAACCCAUAUCAGCGAGCUCGCUUCCAACUCACUGAAUCGACUCUCAUCUAGGUCAUCUUCUUUCUCUUAUCUUGCUUCCGUGGUUCCUUAAACUCAAUCCUCAACCAUCCAAACAUAUCUCUCCCCCUUAUUUCGUAUUAGUAGAACCCAAAAUUAAAUCCCCAAAUUCUUUCCCUUUCUUAAAUUCCGCAGCAUUCUCACCUACAUCUGAAUUUGGGGAAAUUUGGGGUAAAAUGAGUGAUGUGAUCUCAACGGUGGCUGAUGCUCCGGCGACAGACGCAAAGGGCAGCUCCGAUGCUGCUCGGAUUGCAGAGGUGAAGGCGUGGCUUGCUUCUCAGUUUGAUGCUGCCGGAAAAGAUGUCCCGGAUUUUGAAUACACGCAUCGGAGUGUCGCUCAUCUCUACAAUCUGGCCACCGUUUCCCAAGCCAAGACUCAGGCUGCCAACAUUGUCGCCAAUGAUUUCCGUCAGAAGGCUGCGGAGUAUCGAUCUCAAGCUGCCAGGAUACGAGAGAUAUUGGAGAACGUAGGAUUGGCACAGGAGACUUUGCCAUCAAAUGUGGUUUCAUCAGCUCAAGUUCUCGCAAAUGUAGCGAAUUUGUUGAAUAUUAGAGACACUGAGCUCAGUAGUUUUCUUGUAGCAAUGGGUGAUAUAUCAUUGAGAAAAACUGGAGUAGAGGAGAAGAGGGCCAAAGUACAAAAAGAGUCCAAAAUUCUUCUCGAUUAUACUCGGAAGGCAAUUCAAAGGCUAACCUAUUUAAAAAGGACUCUGGCACAGCUGGAGGAUGAUGUAGCUCCUUGUGAGGCUCAAAUGGAAAAUUGGAAAACAAACUUGGCAGUUAUGGCAUCCAAGGAGCGACAAUAUCUGCAACAAUAUAACAACUAUAAAGCAUUACUUAAUCGUGUUGGCUACACCCCUGAGAUUAACCACGGGGUAUUAGUUGAAAUGGCUGAGCAUAGGAAGGACUUGGAGAAGAAGACAAAGCCUAUCCUGGAUACUUUGAGGAGCUACCAAGACUUACCUCCGGACAAAGCAUUGGCUGCUUUGGCAAUUGAGGACAAGAAGAGGCAGUAUGCUGCCGCUGAAAAAUAUCUUGAAGAUGUAUUGCAGUCAGCUCUUGCUACUUCAGAUUAGUAACCUUAUUAAGCAUAAUUUGUUUGCACGUUACUAUCUCAUUUCUGCAUGUUAUCCUCUCCUUACUGGACAACUUGUCUAGCUUAUCUUAGCCGAAAAGGCAAAGCUGCCGAUCCUCUGUAUCUAAAUGAAAUGAUGCUGAGCUUAUUUGAUUGUUUAAUGGGAUCUUAUUUUUGUUCUUGUUUUGGAAUAUAGCAACAGAGAUUUC
Molecule: messenger RNA, 1394 nt
Organism: Rubroshorea leprosula
Lineage: Eukaryota; Viridiplantae; Streptophyta; Magnoliopsida; Malvales; Dipterocarpaceae
Source: the annotation of a GenBank genome assembly